AUAUUUCCCGAAGCACUCCCGAGAGAAGUGCCCCAAUCUCCCAGCCUUGCGAUUGGUAACGAUUGCCAAGUGUUACCUGCACAAUACACUAGCGUACAUUUGGAAAUGAAGCGCAAUCCUCUCAUUGGGAGAUUGGAAGUGCCUAACCCAGAUAGUAAAUAACUGCCGAAUCAACAGAGGCGAGAUUGACUGUCAGCGCCGCACUUCGAUUUGAGCAGCGUAAGGGACAGACGUUGGAGAAGGACUGCAGAAAAAGGAAAGGUUUUUUCAUUGUAUAAUCUUAAGGAAUAAGGCACCGGACGAAAUGUCACUGACCGAUAAACAGAAGGGGUUGAUCCGCGAGAGCUGGGCCAAGGUGGACCACAGAGCACAUGGGAUGGUCUUCUAUGAGAAACUUUUCGCAGCCCACCCAGAGUAUCUCCCAAAGUUCAAGAAGUUCCCCAAAAAAGACGCACCGACUCUGAAAAAGGAAGAGGACCCAGCGUUCGUCGCGCAGGCCGUCGCGACUUUCAGCGCCAUUGAUAGGGUAAUAAGCAAGCUGGACAACCUGGAAGACAUGACGAGGAUUCUGAAAGAUAUGGGGAAACGGCACGUCAAAUAUGGAGUCUUUGAGCCAGAAUUCAUUGCUGUCCAACCCGUAGUGAUCGACACGCUGAAUGCUGGUUUGGGUGGGAUGAGCCCAGAGUUACAGAAUGCCUGGGAAACUGCCCUAAAAAUCAUCUGCAGUGUCAUCGUCCAAGGCCAAUCAUAGAUGGCGCGCGUCAGGUCACGUGUUCAAUAGACAGACACUCGACGGCUGCUGGUGAUCGGGAUCUAGAAUUUUCGUUACACCGCUAUUUUCAUAACCAUUCUCCGAGCAGAUCGAAGGCGGGGAUACUCUCUCUGCCAACGCAUACUACCAUUACAGCACGUCAUCACAGGUGCAUGAAAAUACCAAAAUUACAGCAUGUCAUCACAGGUGCGUGAAGAUACAAAUGAUGUCAAGACUGGCGAAAGUCUACAAGAUUUAUCACGAAGCGAGUGUAAUCUUCCAUUACACACCUUCAAUAGAAAGUGUUUUGAAUCACGUGGCUGAAACUGUACUAGUAUAGCAUUCUAUAUUUGCAGUAAUAGUGAGGUAAACAUAUACAUGUACAGGUCAUAUCAAAAAAAAUUAAAACUAAGAAUGCGCAUGCAGUAAUACGUUAUCUUAUCUACAUGCAGCACUAGGUUCCAAAUUUUGACACUAGGGGGCUAAUGCAGAAAAAUCCGGUCCAACGUACUAUAAAAGUAAUUGCUUAAGGAAUUGAACCCGAGGCGGAGGACCUUGGUUGAGUUACCAAGACACUCGAGGGUGGAGCUAAAAUACAGUCCAAACCCGAGCCGACAGGCGAGGGUUUGGACGAAAUUUUAGCUCCACCCGAGAGUGUCUUGGUAACUCAACCAAGGUCCGAAGCCGAGGGUUCAAUUUCUAUUCUAAAAUACCUCAAACUUAAAAAGAUAGGCCACGAAAUAACUUGAAUAUGUGCGAAUUUGGCAAAUUCCAUCCAUCGCCUGCCCGGAGCGCCGGUAGCGCCGUUGUUUACAUUAUGUUACGGCAGCCCGUAUAGGAAGUCCGGAUCGGCUCGCUCAAGUGACGCUAAAAUCCGCGCAAAUGGGCUAUUUGGAGCGUUUUUCUCAGCAAAUAUGUGUAGUGCUCAUUAAAAAACUUAGGGUGGUUGAUGCUUCCUUGGCUGAUUUGUGUUUGAAGCAGUGUUUUGAGAGCCUCAAACUUGUGAAGUGAGCUGUGUGCAUGGUUCCACAUUUUAGUGCAACCCGAGGGAACUUUGGUAGAGCAUCUUGGUUGCGUGUCCAAAACACUCCACUCUCAGAACGAGGCUUAUGCAUUUUCCAUUUAAAAGUUGACUUUACGGUACCAAGGUAUUUUAGAAUAUAGCUCUUAUUGGCUGGUUGUCAAUUGAUUUGUGUCACCAACAUGUUAUAUAUAUACCUUAACUAACUUAGUAGCGCUUAUGCUUAUAUAAGGACUUUUUUGUUGACUGAGGUCCUAAAACCUCUCCCAGACACGCGAGUUGCUAUAUAUCGUGCCUUCCAUUUCACAGCGAAACGGUAUACCGUUUGGUUCGUUUUUAUAUACCUUUAGAGUGAAUUGAUAAAAAAUUAGCUAUCUGUUCUUAAAUUUUUUUAACUUCCCUUUAAAAAAGACAAGUUUAUUUGCCUUUCUUAAGUUGCAAAUCUUAGUCUAAGUCUCUGAGCUUAAUUGAAAAUAAAUAUUAUUGUUAAGUAUUAGAUUUUGUUUAAAAAAAAUCGCAACACACAUGCAUAGGCCUGUAAUGCAUAGAAUUUAGAAUAGAAACUAUACAUUUCGUUGAAAUAUAUAUACGCUGUUAAAAAGAUGA
Messenger RNA from Lineus longissimus, 2378 nucleotides. Its product is annotated as neuroglobin-1-like. The record is from RefSeq and is a predicted model, not a curated record. Gene Ontology annotation, biological process: oxygen transport; response to hypoxia. Lineage: Eukaryota; Metazoa; Nemertea; Pilidiophora; Heteronemertea; Lineidae. The transcript has 4 exons. Bases 305 to 751 code for a protein of 148 amino acids. Gene Ontology annotation, molecular function: oxygen carrier activity; oxygen binding; heme binding.